This is a messenger RNA of Striga asiatica, 3881 nucleotides long. The record is from the annotation of a GenBank genome assembly. Lineage: Eukaryota; Viridiplantae; Streptophyta; Magnoliopsida; Lamiales; Orobanchaceae.
AUGUCGGAAGAUUUUCCACUUGAUGGGAAUGCUGAGCCUGUGGUUGCUUCAGUGUAUCAUGGUCAGUUUGCCAUGUUACUUGAGCGUGAGGAUACUUCUUUCUUCGGCCGCUUUUCAUCAACCAACAGUCAAGCCCAGGCCGGCCCAGGGUCAUGUACCGGCACAUACCUCGGUGAUUUUGAACUCGGCAACCGCCGGGCUGGGCAGGGCCCGAACCCGAACUCAGCCCAAGCUGCAGAUUUGUUGCAGAAACUAUCUUUGGACUCGCAAGCAAAGAACUUUGAGGGCCAAGAUUCUGCCAAAAAGCCGUCAGCUGAUUCUACUAACAUGGCUAAUGGAGUUCCGUCGGAUCGAUCUGUUACACCUUUGUUGCCGGAUUUAAUGGAUCCGACUGUGUGCUAUGUUCCAAAUGGUGCUUAUCCUGCAUAUUAUUACGGCGGAUUGGAUGGUAAUGACUGGGAGAGUUACACAAGAUACAUGAAUCCCGAGGGAGUGGAGAUGACUCCAGGAGCUUAUGGAGACAAUGGAUCCCUAAUAUAUCACCAUGGCUAUGGCUAUACCUCUUAUGCACCGUAUUCACCUGCUACGUCCCCAGUCCCAACCUUGGGACAUGAUGGCCAGUUGUAUGGAGCUCAGCACUAUCAAUAUCCAGCUCCUUAUUUCCAUUCGUUGACACCAAAUGGUCAGUACCCUACGCCAGCUGCCCCAGCCAAAGGUGAGAAUGCCACCUCUGCAAAGGCUGACCAAACACCGUUGUCGGUGGAUUCUGCUAAUACAAAAUCCAGUGGUAUCGCCAAUGGUGGGGUCGGCAAGGGGAAUAAUGGUACAGCGACAACAAGAUCAACUUAUCAAAAUUCAUCAGUUAAUGGUAACAGUACCUACGGAAAAGGUUCUUUGCCAGGUUCUUUGCCAGGAGGAAUUCCUGUGUCUGGUUAUCAGGAUCCAAGAUUUGGAUUUGAUAGUUUCCAGACACCAUUUCCAUGGUUAGAGAAUCAGUAUUUCUCAGGGCAGCAAAGGCCUGUUACCAGCUCAUCAAUGACUUCCUCUGUUGUGACUGGAAGUAGUGUUCCUCCAUCCAAGGACCAGAAUUUCCGGCCUCAUGUGAUGGGUCUGCAUAACCCAAGGCCAUUCAACUCUGCUGGUGGAUACAUGAAUAGAAUGUAUCCCAAUAAAUUAUAUGGCCAAUAUGGAAAUGCUUACGGGUCAGGCCUGGGCUAUGGGUCUAAUGGUUAUGACCCUCGAAUCAAUGGACGGGGUUGGAUGACUGUUGAUAGCAAGUACAAGACAAAAGGAAGAGGAAAUAGCUUUUACAGUUAUGGAUAUGACAGCGUGGAUGGCCUCAAUGAAUUGAACAGAGGACCAAGAGCCAAAGGUAGCUCUAAGAAUCCUAAGGGCUUCACGCCGGUGGCUUUGGCUGUCAAAGGGCAAAAUAUACCAUUAACUGGAACAGCCGAUAAUGAAAAUAAAUUAAGCAUCACUCUGGAUCGGGAACAAUACAACAAACCUGAUUUUCUUGACACCUAUUUGGAUGCCAAGUUCUUUGUUAUCAAAUCGUACAGCGAGGAUGAUGUCCACAAGAGCAUUAAGUACAACAUCUGGGCCAGCACUCCAAAUGGUAACAAAAAACUGGAUGCAGCUUACAAUGAGGCUCAACGGAAGUCUGGAGGCUGCCCCGUUUUUCUUUUCUUCUCUGUCAAUACGAGUGGCCAAUUUGUUGGAGUUGCUGAAAUGGUUGGUCCUGUUGAUUUCGACAAGAAUGUUGAGUACUGGCAGCAGGACAAGUGGAUUGGCUGUUUUCCUGUUAAGUGGCAUAUAGUGAAGGAUGUACCGAACAGCUUGUUGAAGCACAUAACCCUCGAGAACAAUGAGAACAAGCCUGUAACUAAUAGCAGGGACACACAGGAGGUGAAACUUGAGCAGGGGCUUCAAGUGCUCAAGAUAUUUAAGGAUCAUACAAGCAGACAAUGCAUCCUGGACGAUUUUGAUUUCUACGAGGAUCGCCAGAAAAAAAUUCAGGAGAAAAAAGCCAAGCAACAGCUGUACCAGAAACAGGCUAAAAUGUGGGAAGGCAAACCCACUGAGGAGAAGACUAAAGAAAGCAAGGAAAAUUCAAAUGGUGAUUCUGAAACCAACAAGUCGCCGGAAGUGGAAUCUGGCGAAACUGUUGCUAGUAAUGGGGACAUCAAGACUCGAGAAGACAACUCGAUUACAAUAGCUGGAGAUGCUGUUUUGGAGAAGAAACCAAAGCUAUUAAGGAUUGGGCUGCCCCUUCAGUUUGAUGCUUUGAUUCCCAAGGCAAGGGCAGGAAGAGUUGUCAUGCAGGCUGCCUCAUUUCUCCUCAUAAAUGAAUCUGUCAAGUCUCCAUUGGGUCUUUAUGUAACUUGGGCCCAAUUAGUAAGACUCUUUGAAAGGUUUGGCCCAUUAUCUUUGGGUAAUCUUAUUUCCAUCCUCAAAAUCCGGAUUACAAAACCCCGCACUGCAACUGCACUUGCACAAAAGCUCACCCGCCCCAAGAGGGAGACACAGAAUUUCGCCCUGCCGGAAAUGCUUACUUACAGUUUCCAUCAGUACCAGGUGGUGGAGAGAGCUCUGCCGGGGACGAAGGAGCGUCCAAAGAUCUUCCAAAUGAAGCUAUGGGCAGAGCCUAAGUUCUGUUUCAUUGUCAAUUCCCCAGCUAGAUUCUCCUGUGGUACCUCACUCCCCCAAUUGACUCGCUUGAAGAGUUCUCCUAUCACAAUUGCUCAGGUUGUGGAGGAUUUAACACCAGACUCUGUUUCCAUUAAUGGGAGUGAGACCUCCAGGCCUAAAGAUAUGCUUCCAAAACUCGACAAAAGUGGCAGAUUUUGCAGCCCAAGAGCCGCCCGAGAACUUGCCUUGUUAAUUCUAUACGCAGCAUGUUUAGAUGGUUCUGACCCAGUUCGCCUUUUCGAGAAAAGGCUAAGUGCUAGAAGAGAACCUGGCUAUGAGUUUGACAAGGUGUUGUUGAUGGAAUACGACCACAUGAGCUUUGGAGGGCCUCCGGUUACCACCGAAACAGCUGAAGAAGCUGAUGAUAUUUUGCAAAAUGAUGAAAAGAAGUCUGACAUUGAAGCUGAGGUUCUUUCAGCACCUCCGAAGUUGGUAUACAGCAAAUUAAUUCUGCGUUUUACACGAAAACUUUUGGUAGCAGUGACAGAGAAGUGGGACAAUAAUGUGCUUGCAAUCGGUAAAGUUGCACCCAGUAAUUGGAAGAACCAGCCAGCUGCUCGAAUCCUGGAGUUUUCAGUUCUUCACUUAGCAAUGUCAGAAAUUGCAGUUCUUGGUACAAGGCAUCAAAUAGUAAUUAAUGAGGCUGUUGACCUUGCAAAGCGUUUUUGUGAUGGGGCAGCGCCUCGUAUUAUCAAUGGUUGUUUGCGGACUUUUGUGAAAGAGCUCAACCAAAAUGGUGAGACCGAAAACGUGAAAAUCGCACACACUGCAUGAGUGUUGGUUGGUUUCCAGCAAUCUUUACAUCCAUAGAGGUGAAGCUAUGCAUGUAAAUGCUACACUUGUGGAGAGGCUAUAAUGAUACAAUGUGCUUUGAGGAGAUGAACCUUGGCCUAUGAGUUGGUCGGCUCUUGGACUGCUCAUAGAGCCAGUUGUUACAUCCAAUCCUUUUACCAAUUCCUGCUCCUCCAGAUCGUUCGUUCUAUGUGUUAUAAUGAGCGGAUGUGUUUGUAAAUCCAUCACAUUGUGAGAAUUAUGUUUUUGACACUCUCUUGUAUGUUGUCCUCCACUGUGGAUAUAAUUUAUUUUGAUAAUCAUGAAGUUUAAAUGAGAAGUUUAAAGUUCCUCAACGGCGCAAGUGUUGGUUCAGUUGCGCAUCUUUUAGUCUCUUGAAUAUUAAUCUCGAGUAAAAGUUG